This is a messenger RNA of Mycena citricolor, 2022 nucleotides long. The record is from the annotation of a GenBank genome assembly. Lineage: Eukaryota; Fungi; Basidiomycota; Agaricomycetes; Agaricales; Mycenaceae.
GGUUGGGCUGCUCUAAUGUCUCCGACCAUGUUAAGAUACGCAACUUGCGUCGCAGAGCUGUUGAACAGCUUUAUAGCUACAAGCAAUUCACAUGGAUCUACUUCUUUACUGCGGUUCUCCAUCUUGCUCACGCUUCUCAUUGGUAUGCAGCGAUCAGUGGGAGUCUCCUGACUUACCAUGGGUCCAGCACGUUGUCAGCCUGAGGUAAUUAUGAUUACUAGGUCGUUACGUAAACGCUGUUGAGUAGUAGCGCUGUCCUACUUGGAUGUGGCCUGAUUGAACGCGGAUGAACGGUAAUGAAUUGGCGGCUUCGGCCGAGAUCUGACAGGUGACACUGAUGGCUGUCAAGGGACUGGCUUGCCCACCACUUGGUCCCACCUGGACCAAGACCGUCAACUUGGCUUUUCAGCAACCCAGAUGGAUUUCAAACUAGACCUUUGGUCUCAGACACAAGUAGCUAAGGAGGCGCUGUAAGGGUGUGUCUGCCUUGCCACUUACGCGAGGCCCAUGUCGAUACAGCUUUUGAGCCGCUCUUGUGACUACGUGUCUUCCUUAUCGGAUGUACCAUCCAGACGCCCAGCAACGAGGCAUAGAGUUCCGUCAUAUAGACCUCGUCCCCCCAAUGGGCCAACCCUCAAAGUCUUUCCCCGAUCGACUCUAUGCCGGUGACAACCAAGCAGCUGCUCUCGCUGAGCGACGCCCCUUCCAUUCCCCUCCCCGCGCGUCUUGGUCCGGCGCAUCAGGCUGCAUGUAUGUCGAUCAUCGACGAGACCGUACACGUCGACAGCACGGCUGCGAUGCGCUACAUUGUCGAUGCACCGACCCCGGCGGUCCUGAACAGGAAUCUGCGCGAGGGGCUGCACGAGUUCAACAAGCUUCCGUGGGAGGAUCGCGCCUUCCUGCGUGCGCGGAGACUGGACAACGUAUUCGAGAUGUGCCUGAAGGCGAGGGAGAGCGAGGAGAUGCUGGACGUCGACGUUGUUACGUGGCGCGGGAUCUUGACCAAGUGCUUCAUCCGCGCUUUCGUGGUUUACGGAUCCCUCAUUCGUCCUGUCUUUCGCAGGAUCAUGACUGGACAGAUGCUGAACCUGAAUGUCUCGUAUUACCGCGGGGUGCUGUACAUGGAGGAGGAUAGUACGGUACGACAAUAUGAUCCCAACACCGAGUGCUCAUAUAUGGGACACAAGUUCGAAACGUUCUGCACCACCCGGCCCGAUUACGAGGAGGAUGAAGACAAAGUGGACAUGCACACGCUGUGGACGGUGGCUAUCAAACGGACUUUGGGAGAUCUGAAGGUCCUGCUCGUCGGUGAAGUGGAUUGUGUGAAAGCCGAAUACACCGCCAACCCGUGUCCGGAGAACUACGUCGAACUCAAGACACGUCGACAUGAGAUGAAAUCAACGUUUCCCAAUCGAGCCAAAUGGGACAUGCAGUCGCACUUGCUUGGUGCCUCAACCAUCUUUGUCGGGUUCCCUGACUCGCUUGGCACGAUCCGGGGCACGCAGGAUCUCGCCGUGCGGGACAUGCAACCCGUCCAAUACAAGAUAGACUGGGGCGCCCGUGUCCUGCAAAGCCUCGUGGAUCACUGCUCGAAGAACGCCCAAACUGAAGAUGGGAGGCUCAAGAUCUGGCGUGUGGAAGUCCAAAGAAAGCAGAUCAAGAUCGGCGCUCUCAAGGCCAGCGAGGUCUACAGGCUCAAUCGUGGCGGAGUGCCUCGCAGCGGCAUCGUGCCCAUCUCAUUCAUGGCCACCUUGGAAGUCCGCAGAGCUUUGCAGGCACAGCAAGAGCGAUUGAAUGCUCUACUCUGAUGAUAUUUCUGUCUGUUCCAAUCUUGUAAGUUCUCACAAACUAUGUUGUAGCCUCGUUUAGUUCGUGUAUCGAUCACUUGUACCAUGUUAUCAAGAUUCUCCCUAGUAUCCGUAACCGGCUUUGACACCCAUGCCUCUCAUCCGGUAGAAUCAAGGAUCGGAGGUACGGAGACUCUUCGUGCUUAGCGGAAUGGGAAUCGACGGCUUUGUUGAU